AUGGUAUAUCCUUCUGCGGCACCAUCAGCCUACACGGCCGCCUACCUGGACGAUUUCAUCGUCCAGGUCCGAGCGCAGAUUCUCGUGACCCGAUCAGCACCCCACAACAUGACAAACGCCGCACCUGGGAACACCAGCACGAUCAGCGCACCAGCACUUCCCACUUUCCGACCGACUAACUUAUUAAGAUGCGGUUUUAUUUUUGGUGUGUAUAAUGUGGAUACAAAUGCAGUGAAGUCAGUAUCAGUGACUAAAAGAGAUUCUGUCACUCUAAACACUGAUGUUACUGAACUACAGAGAGAUGAUCAGAUAUUGUGGAUGUUUGGACCUCGAGACACUCGUAUAGCAGAAAUCUAUAAGCAGAUCAUUUCUGUUUAUGAUAAAAAAGAAAAAUUCAGAGAUAGACUCAACGUGGAUAGUCAAACUGGAUCUCUGACCAUCAAAAACAUCAGAAAUGAACACUCUGGACUUUAUAAACUACAGAUCUUCAGUCAAAGAGGAACUUCAUACAAAAGAUUCAAUGUGACUGUUUAUGCCCAUUUGCCCAUUCCACAAAUCACCAUUACUCAAAAUCAUCAUCAUCCUUCAAACCAGUACUGUCCAUCAUCAUCAUCAUCUUCAAACCAGUACUGUUCACUGCUGUGUUCAGCUGUGAAUGUGAGUGCUGUGACUCUCUCCUGGUACAAAGGAAACAGUUUAUUGUCCAGCAUCAGUGUGUCUGAUCUCAGCAUCAGUCUCUCUCUACCUCUGGAGGUGGAAUAUCAGGAGAAAAACACCUACAGCUGUGUGCUCAACAAUCCCAUCAGAAACCAGACUCAACUUCUCAACAUCACUCAACUCUGUCAUAUGUGUGAAGCUCCUCCCUCAGACCCUGUCCAGUGUUGUGGUUUCACUGAAGCUGUGAUCCGAUUGGUUGUCUCUGCUGUGGUGGGCGUGGCGGCUUUUGCUGUGGUGGUUUAUUACAUCAGAUCCUGAGCUAAACAGAAGAGGAGAGAAGAAAUAUAUGACUCUAAGAAAGUGUCUUUGGUGUUUCUGAAAAAUGAAAAAGGCUCUAAUUUCAAGUUUAUGUAGAUGAAUAUUAUAAGAAAAGUAUCAGAAAACAUUACAAAGAAAAUGUGUCUGUGGUGGAUAUUAGACAGAUUUAACCAGGCUUAGACAUAGCAGCAGUUCACCAUGUAGAUUUGGUUUGAUUUGUCAUUUAAGAUUCAUAUCAAUGCAGUUAACUAAGGAGGGAACUCUUUUAUACAAAACCUGGAUGAGGGGGAAAAGUUUCUACUGGAAAAAAGUGUUAGAGAUGCCAGCAGGUGGAGCUCACCAUGUGCUUCUAUGUUUAAGCUGAUGCUGAAGGCUUAAAAAGAAAUGACAACAAUGUCAGCAAAAGUGUAGAUGGUCCAGUUGCAGUUUGUACACUCAUUAUUUGAUUGCUGUUUAGUUACAGCUUGGAUUAAUUCUUUUUUUAGGCGAAGCCUCAUAUAAAUGCAGUACCUCAAACCUCAGAGUUGUGUGAAGACUGUGCUCCCCCCUUCGCAUGCCAUUUUUUGUUGAGGUGUAAAUUUAUAUCUAUUUGGUGUGGUUUGUAUGCUGGAAAAUUAUGCUCUCCCCCUCACGUUUUUUUCUGGUUUCUCAAGUUGUACUAAACAGAUGCACCAUCGGUAAAUAGUGAUCACUUAUAGUAUUGUUCACAUGUCUAUAUGAGUCUAAAUGUCAGUGAUUGUUAAUGGACAUUUAAAUGUCCCACUAUUGUUUAUCUUACAGUCAUGUGAUUCAAUAU
Molecule: messenger RNA, 1771 nt
Organism: Cyprinus carpio (common carp)
Lineage: Eukaryota; Metazoa; Chordata; Actinopteri; Cypriniformes; Cyprinidae
Product: SLAM family member 5-like
Exons: 5
Coding region: 1-975 (324 amino acids)
Source: RefSeq, a predicted model, not a curated record